CCGAUGCGGGAAACAAUGUGCGAAUUUUUGCCGCGAUUUAAUACACUAAAUACCCAAGAAAGUUUCGCCGUUUUUACGUGGAAAAUUUAAUACUAACGUUAAACGUAAUUUCGCGAAUAUUAAAUGCGGUUUUCAGCAAAUUUCCCGCAGGUCAAUUUCGAAUUCGCGUCCACUGCAGUCCUCAGGUUUUCGUCACUUAAAGGAAACGGUCUUCCAGAUCGGGGCGCAUCCUCAAGGCUCUUAUCACAGUUGCAAGCAGUUCGUUCCUCAGCCGCGUCUCCUCCGAACGCCAUAGAAAUAUUUCGACAAGUCUCUGGUAUCACUCGAAAGGCACAAGGAAGCGACCUGGACAUUCACGUUCCCACGAGCGACUUCCAGAAUGUGAGUUCUCCUUUGUUUAUUUCAGCGUGCGUCAUUGUUUACACGUAUACGCCGACUUGCACAUGUGUCGGCACGCAGUAACGCGUAUUACUCAACGUGAUGCGCGUCAUCGUGUCCUCCGUGCAUCCUCAGAAAAAUCGCUCUCUCGCGUUUCUUUCUAAAUUCACGACGAGCGAAAUCAGUGAAACCGGUUGUGAACGGAGCUUCAAAUUCUUCGUCACUGCCUGCCAUUAAAAAGGGAAGAAAACCAACGAAACAAGAAGAUCGACGGUCGAAAAUUAUCGGCGGUCGAAUAUCCACCAAAUGCAGAUUAAUUAAUCUCGGGCUCGUGUCGGAGGAUCCGCAGGCGACAAAAGAGUCACCCGCGAGGAUCAAGCGAGGACGACGUCGAUUGUUGCCGCGAAAACCCCAAGUCCGACGUUGACGGUCCGAUGCGUAUCGAAAACGAGUCGGCAGAGCCGAUGGAAAUUAGCGUCUCGGCAAUCGAAUAUUCGCCGCACGAAUUCACAUUUCGGGGACUCCUCGGGGGUCCAAAGAAAAGAAAGGGAAAAAAGAAAUCGCCGUUUCGUCGACGCGCGAUUUCUCGAGCGCGCGUACGACCCUGCCCGAGCUUCUCCGCCGGACCUCUCCCAUCCGGCCGGAGAAAGCCGUUAUCCGUCGUGGUACUUCCUUUCGAGGCGUAACACGCGGAUAAGCGCGGAUUGUGAUCCCUGAUCCUCCCUGCCUCCCU
Molecule: messenger RNA, 1111 nt
Organism: Harpegnathos saltator (Jerdon's jumping ant)
Lineage: Eukaryota; Metazoa; Arthropoda; Insecta; Hymenoptera; Formicidae
Exons: 2
Coding region: 124-462 (112 amino acids)
Source: RefSeq, a predicted model, not a curated record